Molecule: messenger RNA, 798 nt
Organism: Aspergillus clavatus NRRL 1
Lineage: Eukaryota; Fungi; Ascomycota; Eurotiomycetes; Eurotiales; Aspergillaceae
Product: putative 2-deoxy-D-gluconate 3-dehydrogenase
Exons: 3
Coding region: 1-798 (265 amino acids)
Molecular function (GO): oxidoreductase activity, acting on the CH-OH group of donors, NAD or NADP as acceptor
Source: RefSeq, a predicted model, not a curated record
AUGUCCGCAACGGUCACCUCACUAUUCUCCCUCAGCGGAAAGACCGCAAUUGUAACGGGUGGAACAAGGGGGAUCGGUCAGGCAAUGGCCUUGGCCCUGGCCGAGGCCGGUGCUGAUAUCGUUCUGGUUCAGCGAGACGAAUCCAACACAGAAACCCGGGAUGAGAUUGUCAAUCGGAUUGGUCGCAAAGCUUGGAUUCAUGUCGCAGAAUUGUCAAAGCGCGAAGCCGUCAAGGGAAUCAUACCAGCAGUCACAGGCCAGGGGCUGAAGCCGGAAAUCCUUCUAAACUGUGCUGGCAUCCAGAGAAGGCAUCCCAGCGAACAAUUCCCAGACGAAGAUUGGGACGAGGUUAUCGAAGUGAAUUUGACCUCGGUCUUUACUUUGUGUCGCGAAUUCGGAGCCUACUUACUGGCUCGGGAUGUCUCUGAAUUCCCUUCCGGCCGCAGGGGCUCAAUCAUCAACGUUGCGUCGCUUCUUUCUUUUCAGGGUGGCAUCACCGUACCGGCAUAUGCAGCAUCCAAAGGUGGCAUUGCCCAAUUGACCAAGGCCUUGUCGAACGAAUGGAUCAGCAAGGGUAUUAAUGUCAACGCCAUUGCCCCUGGGUAUAUUGACACAGACAUGAACGUGGCCUUGAUCAACGAUGCCAACCGGAACGCCGGUAUCAUGGCUAGAAUCCCAGCCGGCCGAUGGGGAAAGCCGGAAGAUUUCAAGGGCGUGGUCGUCUUCUUGGCGAGUCAAGCAAGUAGCUAUGUUUCAGGGGAUAUUAUUUGCGUCGAUGGCGGUUGGAUGGGACGAUAA